This is a messenger RNA of Penicillium brasilianum, 1006 nucleotides long. NCBI's taxonomy places the organism in Eukaryota, Fungi, Ascomycota, Eurotiomycetes, Eurotiales, Aspergillaceae. The record is from the annotation of a GenBank genome assembly.
CCAACACUCUUCCCGACUCACCAAUAUUUGAUCCAAAUCAACAAUAUGCAAGACAAAGGUAGCAAGGAACGCUCCGAAGAGCCUAUCUCAAAGCUUCGUACGAUCGGUGCUGGUUUCUGUGGCACAGUAUGGGCUUCAUCCGAGAGAGGAUCCGCAUACAAGAGAGAAGAUGGCGGCGAAUUCAGAUCGCUCCAGAAUGACUACAAUAUUCAUCAACGAGUGCUGCAAAGCCUUCGAAAAUUCGAAAACCUUGACCAAGGUUCUCACGCUAUGAACCCUCAAAUCCAAGUUCCAGAUUGCAAACGUUUCAUCACUGCGGAUUCCGAUUGGUGGGCUUCAAAUAUACAAGCCUUUCCUUCGAGGUAUACUGCAUGCAAUGUCCUAGAAUCACAACGCAUUCCACCCUUCCCGGGUAGAAUGAGAAGUCUCCUCGUUCACAAGUACUGUCCACCGCAAAUGGUGGACGACAUUAUGGAGAGCGAGGCAAACAAGGAUUGUCUCAUUCGUCCAUACCUCGGCCGACACCGCCGGUGGAGUGAGUUUCGCACUUUCUCUCAGAUCCAAGUAUUUUCGCUGCGAAACUUUCCUCUUCAUGCCAGUCAGAUGGAUGAGCUCGAUAUCCCGCUUGAAGAUAGACGGCAUUAUGCCCGGAUUAUGGCCAGGACUCUGGCGAUCAUGCACUGGAUCGGAAAUAUCGACGGCAGUGAUAUCGAGUUUGUCCUCGCUCCUCCCAAUGAAAAUAGUAGACGGAGUGUUGAUAUUAUCUUGAAUUGUCUGGGCGAACAUAGUGUUUGGGUGUUGGACUUUGACUGCUGCAAGGACAUGUCUGUCGAUGACGCCGGCGUGAGAAGGGCCGUAACUGCCUUUUGGCAAAAUGACCCAUAAUACCCGAGGCCAAUUAUGGAACCAUUACUAUGGGCUGCUUUUCGAGUUGAAUAUCUUUAGUCGAGUGAAGUAGCUACGCGACUUUACGACCGUGCCGAGGCCCUGAAAAGGCGAGUUUUAU